This is a messenger RNA of Pogoniulus pusillus (Red-fronted tinkerbird), 645 nucleotides long. Its product is annotated as cytochrome c oxidase assembly protein COX19. Gene Ontology annotation, biological process: mitochondrial respiratory chain complex IV assembly. The transcript is spliced from 3 exons. Gene Ontology annotation, cellular component: mitochondrial intermembrane space. The record is from RefSeq and is a predicted model, not a curated record. The coding region runs from base 28 to 489 and encodes 153 amino acids. NCBI's taxonomy places the organism in Eukaryota, Metazoa, Chordata, Aves, Piciformes, Lybiidae.
GCUCCGUGCUCGUCUCCCCCCGGCGGCAUGGCCCCGCCCGCUGGGCGGCAGCGCGGCUCCGUGCCGCUCGAUGCGCUCGGUGCUCGCCGGCGGCGCUCGGUGUUCGGCUCCCCCCGGCGGCCGCUGUGGAACCAGAGUGACCGCGGGCUGGCCCGUUCCGUUCCGCUCCGCUCCCCUCUCCUUCCCUUCUCGCUGUCAACCGACGAGAUGUCCACUGCCAUGAACUUCGGCACCAAGAGCUUCAAGCCGCGGCCGCCGGACAAGGGCGCCUUCCCGCUGGAUCACUUCGGGGAGUGCAGCGCCUUCAAGGAGCGGUUCAUGCAGUGCCUCCGGAACAGCGACUACGAGAGCAGUGCCUGCCGGCAGCACGCCAAGGCCUACCUGGAGUGCCGCAUGGAGAGGCAACUUAUGGCUAACGAACCACUGGAGAAAUUGGGAUUUAAAGACCUGACAGAUGACACAUCAGAAGCAAAACCUGAGAAGUUGUGAUGAAGGCACAGAACUCUGCUCCUCAUGUAUGGAAAGCAUAACUCUUAAUGUAGUACAUAUUGUACAUCCCUGUUCAUAUUGCAAUAAGGGGGUUCCUGAAGGACUUUUUUUCAAAGUUCAGUUUUCUUGGAAGAAAAUAUAUUUAAAUGAGCAAAA